GUCCAACCAUUCGGGUCAACAACAGUUUGAAAAUCGUGUCAAAAACCGUUGAAUGGRUCGAUGAUUCAACUGCCCAGAUCAACGGUUUUUGGUCAGGGACCGGGUUUGUAAUAAAACGGAACCGGUUGCCUGAAUGAUUCCCGGGUCGAACGGUCCGACAGUCCGGGUCAACGGCGGUUCGAAAACCAUGAAUUGACCAGACCACGACAGAGUGAACAGACGUUGCGCGAGGCACCUGUGCGGCUGUACUGAGACCUGAGAUUCAAGCUUUUGUGCGACUGCUCUUCCCUCCUAAAAGGCUAAAACGAAUGUCACCGAUCGUAAGAUUCGGCCGUUGGACUUCGUCGCUGGAGAGACUAAAACGACACAAUCAACUGCAAUUCGUCUUCCCUUUCACCACCAUCGCAGAACAUGGCGAGGAGAAAYCCAGUCGGCCUUCGCCUCCUCCCAUCCGAGUUGCCUUCACUGAGUCAGCGGGAAGAGGUGUGUUCGCAACUAGGAGAAUUGGAGCCAGCGAUCUUAUUCACACCGCGAAGCCCUUAGUUGCUCAUCCUUCUCUCUCGCUUCUCAACAAGGUCUGCUAUUUCUGCCUCAGACAGUUGGGACCAGAUGCUUCUUCUGAAUCCCAAACUGCUCGUUUCUGCAGCGAMAAAUGCAGGAAACAAUCCGAGAACCCGAGGGUUGAAAUAUCCACUUCUUGUCAAGCGCUUGGCUUGUAUGAUUAUAUCAGGAUCAGCAUCUGCAGACAGUCUUGACAUACUUCAACCUGCCAAUCUAUCCCCUGAGAUGGUU
Nelumbo nucifera (sacred lotus) is the source of this 792-nucleotide messenger RNA. NCBI's taxonomy places the organism in Eukaryota, Viridiplantae, Streptophyta, Magnoliopsida, Proteales, Nelumbonaceae. The record is from RefSeq and is a predicted model, not a curated record.